UCUCUCUCUCUCUUGCGCAUUCAAGAAGCGAGGCCACCCCUUCGUACCUUGCUUUCUCUCUCCUCUUUCUCCCUCUUCCCUCCUCUGGAAAGGAGAAGGAAAAGAGACCCUGCAUUCUUCCAACCCUUCUCUUCACUAUCUGAUAUCUCCUGCGUUUGUGAUCUUCUUGUUCUGUGCGCCCAAGAAGAUGGAGUUUAGGCUCUGGCUGGUCUGCCUCCUCCUGGCCAUGGCCGCCGUUGCCGAGUCCCUCCCCCUUGACUACUCGACCAUCGGCCUUGGGUGCCGCCCCGCGCUCGGGGAGUGCAAUGGGUUCUAUGGUGGCCCGGAGAUGGACUCCGAGAUCAACCGGCGGCUGCUGGCGGCGAACCGGCGGUACAUCAGCUACGGGGCGAUGAAGAGGAACACGAUCCCGUGCAGUCGCCGCGGCCAUUCGUACUACGACUGCACCAGGUCGAAGAAGGCCAACCCUUACAAGCGCGGGUGCAGCGCCAUCACGCGGUGCAAAAGGUCCACUAACUAAAGAGAGAAAAACGUAUCAAGCAAAAAACAGGAGGACAUAUAUAUCGAGUGCGUUGAUAAAUUAAUAUUUGGCUAAAUGAAUUUGGAUACAUUAUGUCGCGUUUUGCUGGCUUUUUCUCUCCAUGUUCCUUCUGAGUUAUAAAUGAUGGGUCGUCUCUCUCUCUCUCUCUCUCUUUUUAUAAAUUUUAAUUUUUCGGGGUUAUGAAUAAACCCUAAUUUAUUAUCUAUGAGGUGGGGGGUUGGCGGAUGUUGUUGUUCAUGGUCCUUUGGGCAUCUUGUCCAAUUGAUCUUAUGUUGUCUCAAUGCUGUGUACGUACUUAUGUGGAGGAAAUAAUAUGGCCAGAAGCCUAGAAAUAUUGGGUGUAA
Syzygium oleosum is the source of this 885-nucleotide messenger RNA. RefSeq names its product protein RALF-like 19. The transcript has a single exon. The record is from RefSeq and is a predicted model, not a curated record. Bases 188 to 520 code for a protein of 110 amino acids. NCBI's taxonomy places the organism in Eukaryota, Viridiplantae, Streptophyta, Magnoliopsida, Myrtales, Myrtaceae.